Messenger RNA from Lucilia cuprina (Australian sheep blowfly), 1199 nucleotides. It is a transcript of the gene BBS4, whose product is annotated as Bardet-Biedl syndrome 4 protein homolog. The record is from RefSeq and is a predicted model, not a curated record. The transcript has 8 exons. Gene Ontology annotation, cellular component: ciliary basal body. Gene Ontology annotation, molecular function: protein binding. NCBI's taxonomy places the organism in Eukaryota, Metazoa, Arthropoda, Insecta, Diptera, Calliphoridae. Bases 204 to 1199 code for a protein of 331 amino acids. Gene Ontology annotation, biological process: protein localization to cilium; cilium assembly.
UGUUGUAAACAAGACUACAUUAAUAAAAAAUUAAAAAUAUUAAAAAAGAAUCGAGUCAUUUUGUAUUCAAUAAUAAAGGAGAUAUAAAAAGUAAAAAAAACCUGGAAUCUUUCGCAUAAAAAUAAAGAAAUAUUAAUAAAUAUCAGCAAAGAUAAUCAAAGAAUAAAAGAAUUCAAAACAUUAAAUCCAGCAGUAGUCCUUAAAUGGCAGAGGGAGAAAUCACUUUGGAAGUGGCUAAAAUAACUCCCAUGAUGUCAGCGGGUACAAAUAUUGAUUGGUUACUACAUAUAUACUUUGCUCGCAAAGAUUUCGAACGUUGCAAAAAACUAAUAGACCGUGAACUGUACAGACACUUAAAUCCGGAGUAUCUCUAUUUUGUUAAGGGUUUAAUAGACCGUGAGGAAGGCAACAACAUUGAAGCUUUGCGAAAUUUACAAAAAUCCUUGGAAUUAAAUUCUCAGAAUAUUGAGAUUUACAAAGAAAUUGGAAAAACAUUAUUCAUGAUGGGACGUUACAAUCAAUCUCUGAGUAUAUUUCGCGAAGCUGAAGAACUAUCAACACGUUUGGAUCAUGAAAUUUUCCAUUUCAUUGGUGAAUUAUUAUUACGUUCGGCAGCAGCGCGCAAUCAAUAUGAAUUGGCACAUCAAGAGGAAUUAGAAGCAAAAACAUAUUUUCAAAAAGCCGUACAAACUGGAAAAAAACUUGAAAGUUUUCAACGUUUAGCUGAAAUACAUCGUAAGGAAAAGGAAUACAAUAAAGCCAUUGAGGUGCUGGAAAACUGUUUGCUUCUAUCGCCUGAAAAUACAGAUGUUUUGACAGAAAUUGGUGUUUUAUAUUUAAAGCUUAACGAAACACAAAAGGCAUUUGAUCGCCUAUUAGAAGUCAUACAAUUCGAUAAAAAUUGUUUACGUGGUUUAAUGGCAUUCGGUGCCAUUUUACAGUCCCGCAACGAUGUUGAUGGUGCCUUGGGAAAAUAUAGAGAGAUUGCUGCCCUUAAGCCAGACAUUGCUGAAUUAUGGAAUAAUAUUGGUUUGUGUUUUUUCAAAAAACAAAAAUUGAUUGUGGCUAUUUCAUCAUUAAGAAAAGCAAUUUGGCUUUCGCCUUUAAAUUACAACGCACUUUACAAUUUAAGUUUAAUUUAUAUAACGGAAAAAACCAUCUCUUAUAACGAAAUCGGUUAUUAUGAAACACCGUAUUAA